GAGCGCACGGCGGGGCGCGGCAGACGCUGGGGCGCUGGGCACCAAGGGAAGCGGCCGGCCGCCCAUGGCGUUCGCGCUGCUGCGCCCCGUCGGCGCGCACGUGCUGUACCCGGACGUGCGGCUACUGAGCGAGGACGAGGAGAACCGCAGCGAGAGCGACGCCUCCGACCAGUCGUUCGGCUGCUGCGAGGGACUGGAGGCGGCACGGCGCGGCCCGGGCCCCGGGGGCGGGCGGCGGGCGGCCAGCAGCGCGGGCCCGGUGGUGGUGGUGCGACAGCGGCAGGCGGCCAACGCGCGGGAGCGGGACCGCACGCAGAGCGUGAACACGGCCUUCACGGCGCUGCGCACGCUCAUCCCCACCGAGCCGGUGGACCGCAAGCUAUCCAAGAUCGAGACGCUGCGCUUGGCGUCCAGCUACAUCGCGCACCUGGCCAACGUGCUGCUGCUGGGCGACGCGGCCGACGACGGGCAGCCGUGCUUCCGAGCGGCGGGCACCGCCAAGAGCGCGGUCCCAGCCGCCCCCGACGGUGGCCGCCAGCCGCGUUCCAUCUGCACCUUCUGCCUCAGCAACCAGCGCAAGGGGGGUAGCCGUCGUGACCUGGGGGGCAGCUGCUUGAAGGUGAGGGGGGUGGCCCCAGUUCGAGUGCCUCGGAGAUGAGCCUGGACCCCUGUGUCAUUUGCUCCAAGCAGGACCCUGAGAAGGAGGCCAGAGGCCAACCACUGGGCAAACAGGGGAAGACCCCAGGAGCUGAACCCAGGUCCCUUCUUUGUGUAGGGACCAGAGGACAAUGGCCUGGGCCCAUGACCCUCUGAGCAGGCCCCCUGGGACAUCUCCACCCCACCCUGGAGAGCCGUGAGGACCCAUCCAGCUGGCCCGAGCCCUGGCUGGUCAGAGACAAGGCAGAACUUUUGGAAAAACAAAGACUGUUGUUGACAGAGGAUGUGUGCGUGUCUGUGCAUGAGUGUGGGUGUGUGUAUGAGGUAGAGAGAAUUGAUGAGUUUAAAAUAAAAGGUAUUUUUAAGUAAAAAA
This is a messenger RNA of Kogia breviceps (pygmy sperm whale), 1030 nucleotides long. It is a transcript of the gene TCF15, whose product is annotated as transcription factor 15. The record is from RefSeq and is a predicted model, not a curated record. NCBI's taxonomy places the organism in Eukaryota, Metazoa, Chordata, Mammalia, Artiodactyla, Physeteridae. Gene Ontology annotation, molecular function: RNA polymerase II transcription regulatory region sequence-specific DNA binding; DNA-binding transcription factor activity, RNA polymerase II-specific; protein dimerization activity. Gene Ontology annotation, biological process: developmental process; regulation of transcription by RNA polymerase II.